AUGGCUCAUGUCAGCAUCAUCGUACAGUACGAGGGCGGACGGGCUGCAGUGGCCAGUCAGGGCUGUGGAUCUCAUCUUCCUUCCACUUCCUCCAAGCUCCGGAAGCUUCACGGUCAAGAUUUCCAAAUGCCCGAGGUCAGUCCAGGACUUAUCGAGGAUGUAGCUGCGCACUUACAAUUCGCUCAAGUGCACACUCGUCUACUGUACAGUGUACACUGCACGACCAUCUUCUUCAUCCAAUCGCCCACCCAAACAUCCAAGUCUCACCGAGCAGUCCCGUCUAGCGUUCUCCUUCGCCGCUUCGCUUUCGAAUCCAUUGCCCAAAGUUGUCGCAGUGCUCAGUGCCCUGUGCCCACUGCCCAGUGCCCACGAUUCAGAGCCGUUUCUCCUCCUCCAUCCAGUCCUCGUCCCCGUCUGCGCAUUAAGCUUUCUUGGUCUCGUUCGUCUCGUUCAUCGGCCCUCAUCUAG
Molecule: messenger RNA, 468 nt
Organism: Penicillium diatomitis
Lineage: Eukaryota; Fungi; Ascomycota; Eurotiomycetes; Eurotiales; Aspergillaceae
Exons: 1
Coding region: 1-468 (155 amino acids)
Source: RefSeq, a predicted model, not a curated record